AUGUUCAAGGAUGGAGCGGGUGGUAAGAUAAUAGUCGAGUUUGUUGGGCUUCGGGCAAAGCUUUACAGUUACAGGAUGUAUGACCCGGAAGGUGAAGGGAAAGAAGAAAAGAAAUGUAAAAGGAUCCAAAAGGCUGUAAUAAAGAAAAGUAUUACACAUGAAGAUUAUAAGAGAUGUUUGUUUAGUAGCACCAAUCAGCUUAGGCAAAUGAGAAUCUUUGGAAGCAGAAAACAUGAGGUUUAUACAGAGGAGAUAAAUAAGAUCGCCCACUCCUCAAAGGAUGACAGACGGAUCGUAUUGCCAAAUAAGAUCGAUACUCUGGCUUAUGGGCGUUUAGCAAAAAAUCAU
Messenger RNA from Porites lobata, 348 nucleotides. NCBI's taxonomy places the organism in Eukaryota, Metazoa, Cnidaria, Anthozoa, Scleractinia, Poritidae. The record is from the annotation of a GenBank genome assembly.